This is a messenger RNA of Phytophthora infestans T30-4, 318 nucleotides long. RefSeq lists its product as uncharacterized. The record is from RefSeq and is a predicted model, not a curated record. The transcript has 2 exons. NCBI's taxonomy places the organism in Eukaryota, Oomycota, Peronosporomycetes, Peronosporales, Peronosporaceae. The coding region runs from base 1 to 318 and encodes 105 amino acids.
AUGAGCUCCGCGCCAGCCGACAAGACCAACGCCGCUCGCGCCCCGCAGCGCCUCACAUUGGAGGAGAAGGUCUGGUACGACCGACGACGGAGCGAUAUCGAGUACUGCUCAGGCGUGGGAGGCGCGCUAGGCGGCGCUGUGCUCGCCAGUGUCACCGCUAUUGGUCCAUUCCCAAGACGAGUGCAAUUCCUCGCCAUUGUUGGAGGCAGCCUCAUUGGUGCCGGCGCCGGCUAUCUCUACGCAGACACCAAGGCGCUCGAACGUGUACAGGACCUCAGCGCCAGCAGCAAUCUACGCAACCAGUACCAGCAAAUGUAA